Molecule: messenger RNA, 1143 nt
Organism: Brassicogethes aeneus
Lineage: Eukaryota; Metazoa; Arthropoda; Insecta; Coleoptera; Nitidulidae
Source: the annotation of a GenBank genome assembly
CAUGUUGAUAUACAAAGCUGCUAUCUGAUUACGUUUAAGCCCAGAUUUUAAACUGUCUGUAAAAAUUACCAACAACAACGGAGUAACCGGUCACACCGUGGCUUCUACUGAAACAAGUAUUUCACCAAUUGAAAUGUCCACUGCCAUCAUCAAUGGGCAUCAAGCAAGCACAGAUGAUUAUACUAAACAUGUCUUCGGUGCCUAUGAUUCAACGCGGGCGGAACAAGUCGAAGACGAAUCCAAGACAUGCGGAAAAAUUUUAAUCGUCUUGUCAUGGAUUGUCGUCGUUCUUACUAUGCCAUUUUCCUUGAUGGUUUGCUUUAAGGUCGUUCAGGAAUACGAAAGAGCAGUUAUUUUCCGUCUUGGUCGUUUAUUAUCCGGCGGAGCGAAAGGACCAGGCAUAUUUUUUAUUCUGCCUUGCAUAGACGCAUACGCUAGAGUGGAUUUAAGAACAAGGACAUAUGACAUUCCACCCCAAGAGGUUUUAACCAAAGACAGCGUAACAGUUUCCGUGGACGCAGUGGUAUACUAUCGCGUCUCGAACGCAACUGUUUCCAUCGCCAACGUGGAAAAUGCGCAUCAUUCCACCCGACUGUUGGCACAAACCACCUUGCGUAACAUCAUGGGCCAACGGCCAUUGCACGAAAUUCUAAGCGAGCGCGAAAGCAUUUCGCAACACAUGAAGGCACUGCUUGACGAAGCUACCGAUUCUUGGGGAAUAAACGUUGAGAGAGUCGAAAUAAAAGACGUUCGUCUACCGGUUCAACUCCAAAGGGCCAUGGCGGCCGAGGCAGAGGCAUCUCGCGAAGCCCGUGCAAAAGUAAUCGCCGCCGAGGGUGAACAGAAAGCCUCCAGGGCCCUCCGCGAGGCCUCCGAGGUGAUAGGCGACUCUCCUGCCGCCCUCCAGCUACGCUACUUGCAGACUCUCAACACAAUUUCAACUGAGAAGAACUCAACAAUCGUGUUCCCACUACCGAUUGAUAUACUUUCAUAUUUUAUGAGGGCUCAACAGGCUCAACAUUCUUCUGAGUAAAAGAAAGUUUAAAAAAUACUUAGCAAUCAUAUUAAUUAAAACCUAUUUUGGUUAUUUCGGAAUUUAUUUCAUACUACCCCUAAAAUGUGUUUAUAUUAUACAAUUUAAAA